Brugia malayi is the source of this 1056-nucleotide messenger RNA. It is a transcript of the gene Bma-rom-5, whose product is annotated as Rhomboid family protein. Gene Ontology annotation, molecular function: serine-type endopeptidase activity. Lineage: Eukaryota; Metazoa; Nematoda; Chromadorea; Rhabditida; Onchocercidae. Gene Ontology annotation, cellular component: membrane. The record is from RefSeq and is a predicted model, not a curated record. The coding region runs from base 1 to 1056 and encodes 351 amino acids. The transcript is spliced from 7 exons.
AUGCUGGGUACCCUUAUGAGAUGGACGUGCGAAUUAACCAAACAGUCUCCAAGAUUGGUCCUUUUUCAACCAGUAAGAAAUCGUUUUGGAUUAAACAGAAGAGAAAAGUAUCGGCGACGCAUUGAUGAAUUUAAAGAGAAAAUAGAACAGUCGAAGAAAAAAUUACCUUAUCAGGAAGAUGUGAUUCCGCUUCGUCCGUUGAAAGAUUUAUGGAAAGCAUUCGGGUUUACUAUUGGGGUUGGAUCUGUGUCAUUUGCGUUGGCUACAAUAUGUGAUCUUAAAAGAUCCAACAAUAGGUGGCGUGAAGUUUAUGAAGUAGUCAAUGUGAAAUAUAAUGAAGCCAAAAAUCAUUUCGCCAAAUAUCGCCGACUUCGAGAUGGUGUCAAAUGCACUUUUAUACUUGUUGGCAUAAAUGUGAUGGUGAUGCUGAUGUGGGGGAUCAAACCUUGGCAACUAUUUAUGUGGAGAUGGUUCACAAACAGUUUUGCUUCAAAAGCUUUGUGUCUUCCAAUGGUAUUAAGUGCUUUUUCUCAUGCAAAUAUGCUUCAUCUUGUGUUGAACAUGUAUGUGCUCAACACAUUUGCUCCUGUUUCCAUUGAUUGUUUUCUUGGAAUUGAACAGUUUUGGGCUUUCUAUAUAACAGCCGCUGCAGUAUCAUCUCUAGCUGGGAUAACGCAUAAAUAUUUGAUAAGAACGAAUCGACGAGCUCUUGGAGCUAGUGGUGCAAUAAUGGCGCUAUUAGUAUACACAUGCGUAAAAUUGCCAGACGCAAGACUGAAAAUUGUUUUUGUGCCGCAUUUUGAUUUCUCAGCAAAGUCAGCUGUGACCGGAAUGAUCGCUUUUGACUUCAUAUGCUUGCUUCUUGGUUUCAAAUUGUUCGAUCAUGCAGCACAUUUAGGAGGAUCACUAUUUGGAUUAUUCUAUGGUAUGUAUGGUCAACAUCUUAUCUGGAAGAAAUAUGGCGACGAGAUACUUAGAUUAUGUGGUCUAAGUGCAGCGGGAAGGCGAGACAUGGAACGGUCACGACAAAAGCGGAUACCACCUCGUCACUCUUGA